AGCAGUUACAAUUUAAGGCAUAGUUGCUUAGGUUGGAUUGUCGUUUAUGGUGAAAAAUGUAAUCUGUGCAAGUGUUUUAUGUAUGAAUUAAAUAUCUUAUUUCAAUCGUUUUUUUUCCUUGCCGUGAUAUUAUUAAAACAAUGGUUCAUAGCGAACUUUAAAUAAAUCUUCCUUUGUAAAUAAUGAGAGGAUUGAUGGUUCAAUCGGGAACCUUACCCAAUCAACGAUUGAAGAAAGGUAUAACUGCCUCAUUAGCCCCAGAUGGUAGAAUAUAUUACUUUAAUCAUGUAAAUCAAACGACUUCCUGGUUACCACCAAUCGAUUCAUGGGAUGCCGGUGAUCCAUGUUUACCCUAUGGUUGGGAAAUUGCUUGUGAUGCAGAGGGCAAAAAUUAUUACAUUAAUCAUCUUAAUAAGACUACAACGUAUGAAGAUCCAAGAAAAGAUGACGACGAUCCACCACCUCAGCCUAGAGAGGUUGAAUUAUUUCGCCAUCCUGAAUGGGGUUUUGGCUUCGUUGCAGGCUCAGAGAAGCCUGUAAUAGUUCGUUCAGUUAAAGAAGGGGGACCCAGUGAUGAUAAAUUGCUACCUGGAGAUCAAAUACUCAAAAUUAAUGGAAUAGAUAUGAUUCGAGCUCCUCGUGAAGAAGUUAUUGAAAUGGUUAAAUCUUGUCAACACUCUGUUAAACUCACUGUUUGUCAACCGUUUUCAACUCGUAAAUCAGCCAUUUUAACAGCCGCCAAGAAAGCCAAAUUAAAAUCUAAUCCAUCUAGGGUACGAUUUGCCGAAGGAGUUGCCAUAAAUGGUUCACCUUUAUAUUGUCAAACACCUUUCGAAUCAGCAGUUCCAUUCAUGCCAAAUGUUUUAAAAGUUUUCCUGGAAAAUGGUCAAACUAAAACAUUUAAGUAUGACAGUUCUAUAACAGUGCAAGAUGUUUUAAACUCUCUCGUUGAGAAACUCGACCUUCGUUGCUCAGAAUAUUACAGUUUAUGUACGGAACACAUAAAAUCUAUUCGACGUAACAAAUUAACCAUUUUGGACCCCAAAGAUACUUUAUCAAAAAUUGCUGCUAGACCCGGUGCUCACAAUUUGCGAUGUCUAUUCAGGAUGACUUUUGUGCCAAAAGAUACGAAUGAAUUAUACGAAAAAGACCUUAAUAGUUUUGAAUAUUUAUAUGGACAGUGUUGCAAUGAUGUUGUUCAAGAAAGAUUUACUCCUGAAUUAAAUUACGAAAUUGCUCUUCGUCUCUGUGCCCUUCACCUUUACAAGCAUGCACUUGUUAAUGGUUUGGUGAAUAGUCGUGGUAAAGUUAAUUUAAAAGCUGUUGAAAAAGAGUAUGGUCUAGAGCCUUUUGUGCCAUACACAUUGGCAGAAACAAUGAAACGCAAACAACUCCGCAAAUAUCUCAGUCAUUCCCUAAAACAGAACCGCGUGUUCAUUCCAUCGGGCCAAAAACAUCUUACAGAGACACAAACAAAAAUUCAUUAUUUAUCUUUUAUCAGUGAAAUGCCAUGUUAUGGAGCUAAACUAUUCUUAACCAACAUUCACGAUUCAACUGCUGAUUCGGCUUUGCUCAUAUCUCCCAAAUAUGGUAUUAGUCAUGUUACCCGUGGACGUCAAUCAUCACCCAUAACUUUAGCCAAAAUAGAGGAUGUCACCAGUAUCAAAGUAACCAAAGAUGAUGAUCUGAGUUUUACAGUUGAAAUUCAACUCAAAGGAUCUGGAAGCUCCAUUGAAACAUCACCGUUACAUUUUGCUCUAGAUGAAAAAGAUACCGAAGAGUUUGCCUUGGUCUUAAAAGGCUAUCAUAAUCUAUUAACUGGAAAUACUGAUUUAUCCAAAGAGAUUCCCGUCUAUUGGGAUGUGGGUCCUUCAUGGUGGACUGAUUCAGAUUUAAGGGAAUCAAUGAAUGGAAAGGCUCCGAGUUAUCAUGGUAAACAUUUAGUUAAACCAGCUCCUUGGUCUUAUCCACCAUCAGACAAUCCCAAUGAACUAAAAAUGGUUAACUUAUCACUACCUCCGCCUAGUUACAGUCCAAAUGAAUCUUUGUGCUCUAAUUAUCCCAAAGGAAGUCCAAUGAUUCCUCCUGAAACCCACCUAGAUCACAAUAUGAACAAUUCAUCCAACUCUUCAACUGCAUCUCGUCUUUUGGGUGAAUCUUCAUCUUCACUUAGAAACCAAAUCUCUGGAUUUACCCGUAAAAAUGAGAUACUCUUUAAAGAAACGACAAAAGAUGAUAUUAAUAAUGGACUUUCCAGUUCAGAUGACAUCAUGCAACGAGUAUUGGAAAUGAAUAAAAUAAUUGCUGAUGCUGAAACCUAUCUCAGUGAAAAUGAAGGCCUAACAAAUGAUAACUCUGAUAAAAGGCUGAUAGAUAAUGAAGAGGAAGUCAGCGAGUCUUGUGAUCAUCAUCCUCAGCUUAAAGCUGCAGAUUCGUUGUUAUUUUUAACUCAUAUUGAUGAUACAAGUAAUUGUCGAGACAAAAUAGCAGAAUCCAUCGACGAUUCUCCCUUUGAAAGUGAUACUGAUGUUGAAAGUUUAAUAACAAUAAACGGAAGCCUGUCUCAUGUGCAAUCAAGUGAAACAACGUGCCUUAAAAAUGAUGCUGAAAAAAUGGAAGCAUUUGAGUACAAUCAUCUUAAUAAUAAUUCAAUCAUCAGUAAAAAUGCUAAUAAUAACGUUAAUAACAGCACCAUCUCUAACCACAUGAAUAGUAAUAAUAAUAAUAAUAAUAAUAGUAAUAGUAAUAAUUCAAGCGCCAAUAAAGUUACUAUACCAAUACCCGGUAGUAGUAAUGGAUCAAGUUUUGGUCUCCAUAGUCCUGAUGUUAUACCAAGUCUUAGUGAUACUGAGAAUGAUCUCAUUGAAACGUUAAAGGCUUUACAAAAUCCUGGUGAAUAUCAGAUACCUUUCUCGGAGACGACACUGUAUCUUGACCAAGAUAUUAUCGAUUUAACUGCAAUCCCACCGCCCAAGACACCCGACUUUGAUCUAUCAUCUUCACCCUCGUCAAAAUCAUCUUCACCAUCAUCGCCAUCACCUUAUGCAAUACCCUACUUACAAUCAACUAAUCAUCAUUAUGAAUUGUCUCCUUCCUCACCAACGCCUUAUGGAAGGCUUAAAAAUAGUGCAAGAAAUUUGUCUAAUACGUUAAAUAAUAAUAAAAAUAAUAACAACACCAUUUUAAAUGGAAAUAGCAAAAUUGUCAACAAUGACAAUGGCAUGGAUGAUAAUUAUCAUAAAGAUUAUAAGCAUAAUGGAGUCCAAGAUUCACCAACUAAUUUGGCAAACGUUCAACUAUUGGCAGAGUAUGACAGAAUGUGUGAUAAUCUGAAAGAUUUACAGCUUCUGUCUAAUUUAGGAUCUUCCCUGCUCAGCUCAUCGUCCAUAAAUUAUCCUGCUGCCCCACUUGAUACUGAAAUUUUAAAAUCUUUACCCCAAGACAUUGAUAAAUUUAUUGCCACGGUUACCGUCCCACCUCCUACAACAGCCUUGUCAGCUAAUCUGGUUGAUGAGGCAAAUUAUGACAAUGGCUACGAGUCCAAUAAGGAUGACUGUGAUUACCUUAGUUCACUAAUAAUACCACCUCCACCUUUAAGUUCACCCUCAUUCAAUCAAGAGCAAAACGACAUAAUUGCCCGCUUUUGGAAAGCUACCGAUGACGUUAGAAAGGUUUGCAAUGACAGAGAUGAUUCAAGUCCGCGAUUAUCUUGCCGGGGACUUCAUAGUAGUUCCAGUGGUGACUCUGGUUAUGAUUCAAUAAUAAACUCUUCGCCCUUCUUCUCGUCAUCUUCCGCAUCUUCAACCCUCACAAAUAGCACCAUCAAUGCUACCAAUCAUAACAAUAGCAACAAUUCAUUUCACCAUCCAUCUCAAACUCAUUACCAGCUCAACAAUAGCAAUAUUAAUGGUGAUUGGUCUUCAACAUCGCCUAACUGCAAUGAAAGUAUAAAUUAUGAUAAAUUUUUCCUGCCAACAGUAGAAGAGAUUCCAAUGUGUCGAUCUAAUUUAAGCAACAUUUACUCUCGACUUACUAUUGACAAUCAUGGUUCAUCAAAUACAACCAGCAACAGCAGUUCAAACAUAUCUACAUCAACCCAAUCACCAUACCUAGAUUUACUCUCAUUAUCAACAAAUAAUAAAAGGAUCUCAGAAAGCUCAAGUUGUGAUGAUCUUUACUGUUUCUCAAGAAAAACUGAAAAUGAGUUUUUAUCAAGAAGUUCUGAUGAAAGUGCCGAUGAAUCUUCAAUAUUACGACCCUUGGUCAAGUCACAUUCAUGGACGAGCCUGCAAAGAACUAGAAAUCGAGCCUUUGGUAAACCUCCUUUGCCGCCCUAUUCAGCGACACGAUUAAGUGAAAGAAGGAAAUUGAUACCCAAUUGCAAUAAAAAGUUAUCCGGAUUGACUUCUAUGGUUGAAGUAACCAAAUCUGAUCGUUGUUCUGGCUCAGAGUUUCAUUCAAAACUAAACAAAUUUCCUAUUGAACCCUCAACUUCAAAUUUAUCUGCUUUGGAUCAUAUUCAAUCUGAUGCUGUUGACAAUUACAUGUCUCUAUCCUUUGAUAAUGAUCCUUUGAGUGACUUUAUUGGCCGAGGAGUUUUAGGACUUGGUGUUGAAGUUGAAAGAUAUCAUCAGCAUGAAUCUGAGACUGACAUUUUGCUGAAUAAAGGGAAACUGGAAGAUUUAUUUAUACGAUCUCAACGUGAUAUCGAUACUUUGUUGGUUAGAUUGGAGGAAGUCCAUGAGAAUCGUUUACGAAGUCAUCCAACAAUUUACAAUUCAUGUCAUGUUGAAAAAUAUGUUGCAGCCAAAGAAACUCUAUUAGUUGAAUCUCGUCACUUUGUUACCGCAUCCAAACUGUUUGUUAAAUGCGCAACCGAAGCCUCACCUCUAUUAGUUGAUCAUCUUCUCUCUUGUAUAUCUUUAUUGGAACGAAUGUUUGACAUUGGAGAAUCAAUUGCCAUCCAUUUAAAAUCUCAAGCUCAAAUUACCUGUUUAGUCGACAGAUUAAAAGAGGUUGCAGCCACUUUUGGCUAUACCGUUGAUACGGUUCACAAGUUAAUUGAUGGAUCAACCCAACCUGAAGAUGCUUCAUCAAGCCCUUACAUGGGCCUUUUAAUGAAUCACGCUGGAAGCCUGGCAACAUCGCUUAGCGCACUAAUGAGAACCUUGAGAGCCCUCAAUUAGAUAUUAGACUGUUACAAUUGACUAGAAUCAUUAUUUCAUCUUUUACUUUUUAAAUAUUUCUAAUCAUUUGAGAUUUCGCCUGUUGAUUUCUCACAACCCUGCUCUCUCUUUAUAAAAGAAUCCUCAUCCUUCAAAUUAAGUUACUCAUUAUAUUGUAUUUUCAUCUCAGACUCAUCUUUUUAACAACUCAUCUUUUCUAAUCAUCUAUCAUUUUUUAAUCAUCAGGUGUUGCUUCUCUCAUAGUGUGCACCAUUUUAAAUCAUCUUUCCUCAAUCACAAAGUUGACACUGUUAACAAACUCACUUGCAAGUUGCAUCUCUUGUUCAGCAAUAUUGUUCUUUUCAACUUUGAUUAUAAUUGAAUUAGUUUACCCUAUCAAAUUAUUAGAUCAUAGGUAUUAAAAAAUAUUAACUAUGCUGCUUUAGAUGCAAAAAUUUUGGCAGCUUUUUUUCACAGCUUCUUCUUUCCUAUGAAAUACAAUUUUCCUUCUCAUUUUCAAUUAACAAAUUGUUACCAGUUCUAUUUAAUAAACGUUUUUAUCGAUUGUUGAACUAACAAGAAAUUUAAA
This is a messenger RNA of Tetranychus urticae (two-spotted spider mite), 5754 nucleotides long. RefSeq lists its product as uncharacterized. NCBI's taxonomy places the organism in Eukaryota, Metazoa, Arthropoda, Arachnida, Trombidiformes, Tetranychidae. Gene Ontology annotation, cellular component: cytoskeleton. The record is from RefSeq and is a predicted model, not a curated record. Gene Ontology annotation, biological process: signal transduction. Gene Ontology annotation, molecular function: protein binding.